Molecule: messenger RNA, 573 nt
Organism: Hypoxylon trugodes
Lineage: Eukaryota; Fungi; Ascomycota; Sordariomycetes; Xylariales; Hypoxylaceae
Exons: 2
Coding region: 1-573 (190 amino acids)
Source: RefSeq, a predicted model, not a curated record
AUGGCAAGCCCGGCUGAGGUGCAAAUUCAACAGGACGUAGUCGGAGAAGACGACUACGUUCUGUUGAGAGAGCUAUCCAAAUCGUCUCGUAGUGUUGUUCAAUAUGUUGGCCCUACUGGCAGACACCAACAGGCUAAGAUCUACAUAUUAUUGAAACACGUCCCUAGCGGUCCUAGCCACGUCCUUGUCCACCACCUCUUCACCGGCAUGUACCAAUGCCUUAGACCAAAAGGAUCGUCCUCCCACGAGAACAAGGCUACCGAAUUCGCAACAAGCAUCCGAACGUACGCGGUUGCACAGGAAUACGAGUUACCUACCCUGGAGGAACUUGCCAAGAACAAAACGGAACGUCUCGGGCAUCACCUGCAAAUGGCCCAGUUCCUCAACAUAAUGAUGGAUGCCUAUCCGACUCAUCGAUCCAACAAUGUAUGGCUUCAUAAUUAUAUCAAGCCUCAGGUCGAGUCGCUUAUUCAUGGGCCUGCUGAUUUCCUCAUGAACGGUUCUUCAGAGAGCUCCGGCCAGACUCUAUCAAUUACCAGUGUCCUGCUCGGGGCUUCACGAAGAAUGAAAUAG